CUUGAAAUGCCAAUUCAACUGCAGUGUCUACAUUUCCCCUUUCCUCUGCGCACAGCUGCGCAAGUUAGGCGCAGCUUUGACUCAAAGAAACACACCCACAAUUACGACCAAAUUUUCAGACUCGCUCGGUGCAGCAGUCCCUAUCAUUUCCAACGGCAACCUUCUGUGUCAUGUGUUGAUCUCGCGAGAGCAUUAGCUGUUUCUACUGCGAUCUGGGCUGCAGCAGGCUGAGGCACACUGCGAGAAGGUAAGAGGGGACGCACAUCAUGGCGGAUAGAGACAGUGGCAGUGAGCACGGAGGAUUCGCCACGGGCCCCGGCGCCGGCCCGAUGCACCCGUCCCGCCUUCAGCACGACACCGAGGAGCUUGCCUCAAAACGCGUUGACAUCCAGAACAAGCGCUUCUACCUGGACGUCAAGCAGAACGCCAAAGGCCGCUUCCUGAAGAUAGCUGAGGUCGGGGCCGGAGGAAACAAGAGCCGCCUGACUCUCUCGAUGUCAGUAGCUGUGGAGUUCCGUGACUACUUAGGGGACUUCAUCGAGCAUUACGCCCAGCUGGGCCCUAGUAACCCUGAGAUGGUGCAGGACGAGCCCCGGCGGGCCCUAAAGAGCGAGUUUCUGGUGCGGGAGAAUCGGAAGUAUUACAUGGAUUUAAAAGAAAACCAGAGGGGGCGGUUUCUGAGGAUCCGUCAAACCGUGAAUCGGGGGCCCGGAUUGGGAACUGCACAAGGCCAGACCAUCGCGCUUCCAGCCCAGGGACUCAUUGAGUUCCGCGACGCGUUGGCUAAACUCAUCGAUGAUUACGGAGUGGACGAGGAGCCCGCGGAGCUACCGGAAGGCACUUCACUUACGGUGGACAAUAAGCGCUUCUUUUUCGAUGUGGGCUCGAACAAGUAUGGAGUGUUCAUGCGCGUUAGCGAGGUGAAGCCGACCUACCGCAACUCCAUCACAGUGCCCUGCAAAGUGUGGUCCAAAUUCGGCGCAACGUUCUGUAAAUACGCGGACGAGAUGAAGCGGAUCCAAGAGCGGAGUCGAGAGAGGAGGGCACGCGAGCUGCUACCGGAGGGCCUACAUGGAGACGAAGCAGACGAGGAUUGAUGGAUAUACGGAUUUCAGACGAGACAGAGAGAGACCGCUGAAAAAAAAUAAAAAAAAUAUAUAUAUGAAAUAACGAAUGACAUUUAAUCAAACGUUACUGUAAAUGUUAAAAGCGCGAGAGAGAAUUCCAAGGGAUCACCCUACCACAACCUUCACAGACUUGCAGUUACAUCCCACCCAUCGCCGGAUACUACCCACUUACCACCGUACUACAGUAAGCCGCUGCUAUCAGUAACAUUGGUCUAUGAACCGUUUUCUGCUCACAAAAAAUGAUAUUGGACCGGAGUUUGUCUCUCCCCUGUCAACAGCCAGUUUUCUACACGUACAGGCCAUUGAAAUGGGUUCCAAAGUGCAAAUUCAAGAUGUUAUAGCGAAAAAAAGAAAAGAAUAUAUAUAUAUACGUUUUUAUGUGUGCUAACAUUUGACUCCAGCACAAAUCAAAUAAUAUUUAGGAGUUUUAUGAAAUAAAACUUCAGCCUAGAAGUUUACACAGAGUAUAUGGUACGCAGAUAGCCUACUAAAGCAAGGCCGUUACGUCCUUGUGUGUUUGUACGCACAGUGUACAGGCUCUGGAAGACGUGUUAACAAGCAUCUAUCUGGAAAAAAGGAAAAAAAAACUAAAAGUAAACAUGCAUUUGAAGAAUUAGAGGUACUUUAUAUUCACCUGUUUGCCAUUUUGAAAUAGUAGAGACGGCAGACGAGAGCGUCAGGUCGCAGGUGACGUCCCAUUAUGACCAGUGCGCAAGUCCUAAUAUUGAAUAUCAGCCCCCAGCACCCGUACCCCCUUGGGAAAAUGGAAUGACAAAAAGUGCUAACUUAGAAUAAUGAAAUAUGAUUUUGUGAAUCAGAUGUAUUUAAAUUCUGAACAUGCCCACGUUUUCUGUGGGAGUAUUCUUUUGUUUCUUUCUCUCUUUUUGGGGUGGGCGGGAGGGGGGGUUAUACAAAGCAGGAGCUGUCCACCAGUACGAGCUUGAGUCGUGUUCUACGAGAGAAGAAUCCAUGCGGGCGGCACGUGAGGCCCACGCGGAUCGUCCUCUACAACGUCAAAAACAACCUGGUGCCUUAUCCCUGCUCCACAUGUUUACAUGCUCCACGCGCCCCGACGCUUUCAGUCACUCGUCUUGCUUCGUCUUUGGCUCACUGCAGGCGCGUUACUGCGACACUUGUGGUGCUCCUAAACGGACUUGUCAUUAGAAGCCAAACUCAAAACACAAAGUAGCCUACUCGGCUUUCCUCUCUGUCUUGUCAUCUGGAGAAGCCGACGGUGAUCUGCAGAGAUCAAGCUGCGCGGUGAUGUAAACAUGGAUAACUUCACCUGGAGGGAUGAGGGACUGCUCGUAAAGCUCUGUGUGAAACACAAACAUGGAAAAAGUAAAGUUGUACAUGGUUGUUGUCCUGUGGGUGGGUG
Messenger RNA from Alosa sapidissima (American shad), 2505 nucleotides. RefSeq names its product purine-rich element binding protein Ab (gene purab). Lineage: Eukaryota; Metazoa; Chordata; Actinopteri; Clupeiformes; Clupeidae. The record is from RefSeq and is a predicted model, not a curated record. Gene Ontology annotation, molecular function: purine-rich negative regulatory element binding; RNA polymerase II transcription regulatory region sequence-specific DNA binding; DNA-binding transcription factor activity, RNA polymerase II-specific. Gene Ontology annotation, cellular component: nucleus. The transcript has a single exon. The coding region runs from base 267 to 1097 and encodes 276 amino acids. Gene Ontology annotation, biological process: regulation of transcription by RNA polymerase II.